This is a messenger RNA of Lolium rigidum, 1202 nucleotides long. RefSeq names its product zinc transporter 3-like. Gene Ontology annotation, molecular function: zinc ion transmembrane transporter activity. Gene Ontology annotation, biological process: zinc ion transmembrane transport. The record is from RefSeq and is a predicted model, not a curated record. Bases 20 to 1105 code for a protein of 361 amino acids. The transcript is spliced from 3 exons. Lineage: Eukaryota; Viridiplantae; Streptophyta; Magnoliopsida; Poales; Poaceae. Gene Ontology annotation, cellular component: plasma membrane.
UUCAGACAUAAUCAGCACCAUGUUGGCUAUCAAGCAUACCUUGCAAGCGCUUCCAUGGCUCCUCUUGUUUGCGCAGCAGGCUGCAGCCAGCGGCGGCUGCGACUGCACUACAGCCACAGACGGGGUGGACAAGCAGGGCGCGACGAAGCUGAAGCUGGUCGCCAUCGCGUCCAUCCUGACUGCGGGGGCGGCUGGCGUGCUGGUGCCUGUGCUUGGCCGCUCCAUGGCCGCGCUGCGCUCUGACGGCGACAUCUUCUUCGCUGUCAAGGCGUUUGCGGCUGGCGUCAUCCUUGCCACCGGCAUGGUGCACAUUCUGCCAGCGGCGUUCGACAGCUUCACGUCCCCAUGCCUCCACAAAGGUGGCGGCAGUAGGAACAGCUUCCCUUUCGCGGGUCUUGUGGCGAUGACUGCAGCAAUGGCCACAAUGGUCAUAGACUCGCUGGCUGCUGGGUACUACCGGCGCUCUCACGUCAGUAAGGCACAGCCUGUUGACAGCAUCGACAUACCUGAGCGUGCUGGAGACGAGGAAGGGAGGACCGAUCAUGUGCAUGUGCAUACGCAGGGCCAUUCACAUGGUGAGGUGGUGACCAUCAGCUCACCAGAGGAGGCUUCAAUAGCUGACACAAUCCGGCACAGGGUGGUGUCUCAGGUUCUAGAGCUGGGAAUCUUGGUGCAUUCGGUGAUCAUUGGGGUGUCCUUAGGAGCAUCUGUGAGGCCAUCCACCAUCAGGCCUCUGGUCGGUGCCCUUAGCUUCCAUCAGUUCUUUGAAGGCAUAGGCUUGGGUGGUUGCAUUGUACAGGCUAAUUUCAAGGUAAGGGCAACCAUCAUCAUGGCAACGUUUUUCUCCCUGACUGCACCUGUGGGCAUUGUGCUAGGGAUUGCAAUUUCAUCUAGCUAUAAUGUGCAUAGCUCUACUGCCUUCAUUAUCGAGGGAGUCUUCAACUCAGCAUCGGCAGGGAUUUUGAUCUACAUGUCCCUAGUUGACCUUCUAGCAACAGAUUUCAAUAACCCAAAGCUACAGACAAACACAAAGCUUCAGCUGAUGACAUAUCUUGCACUUUUCCUAGGUGCAGGGAUCAUGUCCAUGCUAGCCAUAUGGGCAUAGAUCUCCAUAUUUCUACUAGUAUUACUAUGUCCUGCUAAAGUUGGAAGUAUCCAGUGGAGCUCUCCAUUCUAUCAGAAUAAUAAUCCAUUGGUGCAGA